UGAGGAGUGGUACAGGCUCGCUUAAUUAUGUGAGAGGGGUGCCCGCCCCAAUAAGCCUGUUACGACAGUGGGGCAUCCCUGUGAUUUACCAUCUGAUCCUGAAUAUAAAAUUUAAAGUAUUUCUUCUUUGUGUUUUCUUUCGUUUGUUUACUAUGAAUUUCAUUUGAACUUGAAAGCAUUGGUAUGGAUUUUGAUUUGGUUCUCCAAAAGUUUGAUUUGAUUAUUUCUUUUUUGGUUUUGUUUUUGCUUGUUUGCUUAUGUUCUUUUUGUUUUCGUUUUUGCUUGUUUGCUAAUCUUCCUUUUUGGUAGAUGUUUUCUAUUUCCUCUCAAGUUUACAGCUUUCAUUCCAACUUAGUACUGGCAUGGAGGAGUCGAGCAUACAUCAUAGUUAAUCUGGACCAAAAUACAAAGUUUAAACAUAGAUUUAAAAUACAAUUACUAUAUGAUCAAAGAAUUCAUCACUUCCUCGUUGGUCCUUUGCCCUUGCGGUCACUAGAGCGGCUCCUCGCUGUUCCCGGCCAUGGAGAGCGUGUCGCACCAUCUCGGCCGGUACCUGUUCCAUCCGUCCAACUCCGUGUGGGGCAUGAUCACGCGCUACUACCACUCAUACCUCGCCCAUGCGGAGGAGAGGAUCGGCGUGCAGAUCAGGAUGUUCUCUUGGGCGUCCAUCCCUGUCGACGACAUGUACACCCAGAUCAUGGCGUGCUCCCAACAGGAGCACAUACCGCCGGACGUCGACGGCGACGAGGAGAACACGACGAGCGCCGCGGCCGACGGCUCCAACAAAUUGAAGGCCAUCUUGGUCGCGUCGCUGCAGGGCGAGUACUACGAGAGGAUCAAGUCGACGUACUACGAGAACGCGGCGGAGGGCGGCGGCAAGGUGGGGGUGUUCCAGCCGAGCCACCAGGAGCGGCAGACGAUGGGGCAGCGGUCGCACUGCUCAGCUUCUCCGACGUGCUGCUCACCACGGGGGUAUCCACGUUCGGCUACAUGAGCAGCAGCCUCGCGGGGCUGCGUCCCACCAUGCUCAUGAUCGCCAAGGACCACAAGGUGCCCGAGACGCCGUGCGUGCGCGCUGUGUCCAUGGAGCCAUGCUUCCACAUGACGCCUGAUGUCAAGUGCCAGGGGAAGGCGGUGAACAAGGAGGAGCUAUCUCGGCACGUCAAGGAGUGUGAGGAUGUACCCAAAGGGAUGAAAUGGAUUAAAGGUAUCAAGUUAGUUGAUUAGAAUUCGACUGGUCAUUAAUCCGUGUACACUACUAGGAAAAAGCCUAGCAGUAGCGCAGAUUUUUGGUCUAUUAAUAGUGCGGGUACUGGUACCAUGCUACAGCUAAAGGUUAUCAGUAGCGUUUGUUAGCCCGCGCUACUGCUAUAUCUACUUAGUAGUAACG
Triticum aestivum (bread wheat) is the source of this 1390-nucleotide messenger RNA. RefSeq lists its product as uncharacterized. Bases 310 to 1227 code for a protein of 305 amino acids. The record is from RefSeq and is a predicted model, not a curated record. NCBI's taxonomy places the organism in Eukaryota, Viridiplantae, Streptophyta, Magnoliopsida, Poales, Poaceae. Gene Ontology annotation, biological process: xyloglucan biosynthetic process; cell wall biogenesis. Gene Ontology annotation, cellular component: membrane; Golgi apparatus. The transcript has a single exon. Gene Ontology annotation, molecular function: galactoside 2-alpha-L-fucosyltransferase activity.